Messenger RNA from Coccomyxa subellipsoidea C-169, 656 nucleotides. RefSeq lists its product as hypothetical. The coding region runs from base 164 to 448 and encodes 94 amino acids. NCBI's taxonomy places the organism in Eukaryota, Viridiplantae, Chlorophyta, Trebouxiophyceae, Coccomyxaceae. The transcript has 2 exons. The record is from RefSeq and is a predicted model, not a curated record.
AUUUUGCGUUUCAUUCAAAUCUUGCAUUGAAAGAAUUCAAGCCCCCAGAACGUCUGCCGUUGCGCAGUGCAGUUGCAAGACACCUGCUGGAAACAUUGAUGAUCUGACUCCCGAGUGGAAGCACUUAGACAAGUAAAUUCAAUUCUAUCGCCGUCAGGAGAUCAUGAACAAGUUCAAUCGUCCCCGUGGCAACGCUGUCAAGCAAAGGAAGAUAAAACUGCGGAGUACCAAGAAGCGCAGCCACGUGAAAGAGAAGGCUUCUUCGCUAAGGGUCAAAGUAGGAGGACAGAGGACAGGGAAGUCCGAAAGGAGGAGGCAGAAAGCAGAGAGGGCUGCACUCAGGACAGCCAUUGCUCAAGGGAAGGUGGACCUGGACAUGGCAGACCUCAUUCCAGAAGCAGCCCAGGGGCCAGAGGGCCAUGCAGCAGCAGCAGAAGUUGAGCAGUAGUUUGGAGUCAAUUGCACGGAUGUUGUUAUAGUGAUUCCAUUGCCGAAGACUCCCAGUCUAUAUUACUAGAUAGACAACUUACGCCUGCAGCUGCAUAUCUGUCAGCUGAUCAUGAUUUCCUAGAUUCAAGAUGGAAUGUACGCUGCCGCAUGGCUUUUUGAGGCAGUCCUGGACUUCGUGGGACUUUGUGGCUGUAAGUAUAAUGGCC